Molecule: messenger RNA, 1053 nt
Organism: Aspergillus campestris IBT 28561
Lineage: Eukaryota; Fungi; Ascomycota; Eurotiomycetes; Eurotiales; Aspergillaceae
Product: actin-related protein 2/3 complex subunit 5 family protein
Exons: 3
Coding region: 340-927 (195 amino acids)
Biological process (GO): regulation of actin filament polymerization; Arp2/3 complex-mediated actin nucleation
Cellular component (GO): cytoplasm; actin cytoskeleton; Arp2/3 protein complex
Molecular function (GO): actin filament binding
Source: RefSeq, a predicted model, not a curated record
GCUCCUCAUCCCUCCUUAUACACUCCACCAAUUUCGCAAACACAAUUCAAGCUCUAUCUUUCUCUCUGCCUAGCUUUGAAUAAAGCUGCUUUUUCUGCAAGCCAGAGAACCUCUACGCUGCGUGUCACCGUCACCACCGACUGGUACGCUCGUCUCCCCGCUCAGACAGAUUAUUCUCAAAACCUCAUCAACACCUACGCUCUCCUCCAACGAGUCAAUCCAUCGGUCGAACAACUCAAUCCAAACCAACCAACUCAACCCCCUAACACACCCACCCCACCAUCCCAAACCACCCAACCAACAACCCAACCAAAGAAGUCAAAGACAAAACCAACCAAAAUGGCCCAAAUCAACUACCGCACAAUCAACGUCGACGCCUUCGACCCCGACUCCAGCGUCAACUUCCCCAUGGACAGCCUCCUGCCCGCGACGCUCCCCGCACCCAGCAACGCCAGCGAAGCCGCCAACGUCGCGACCCAAGUCCGCCAGGUCCUCCGCAGCGGCGACGCAGAGGGCGCCCUGCGCUACGUGCUGGACACGGCGCCGCUGGCAGGCGACGACCGCGCCAAGGAAGUCCACAUGGCGACUGUGGUCGACGUCCUCCAGGGGAUUCGGCAGGGGGAGAUGACACGCGUGCUGGACGCUGUGUGCACCGGUGAGGGAGGGUCGGAGAGGGCGGAUUGCUUGAUGAAGUAUUUGUACAAAGGAAUGGGUGGCUCCCAAGCACCCGGCAGCGGAACGCAGACGCCCAAAACCCCCGGCUCGCCGCAACUGUCGGGGGGCUUUACGCAGAUCCAGGCGCGCAAUUUCGGCGAGGGCGGCAGUGCGCAGCAGAUGAGCGUUUUGCUGAGUUGGCAUGAGAAGCUGGUGGAGGUUGCUGGGAUGGGGACUGUCAUGCGGGUUAUGACCGAUCGGAGGACUGUUUAGCUUGUUUUAUUCUUUCUGCACUUCAUCUCUUCAUUCUUCGUUUCUCUUCUGUUCUGUAAGUAGUGGCUUGUGGUAUACAUAUUGUGAUAGAAGGACAGCUACUUGUCUGUGAGUGAAUGAUAUGAC